This is a messenger RNA of Saccostrea cuccullata (small rock oyster), 1827 nucleotides long. RefSeq lists its product as uncharacterized. Lineage: Eukaryota; Metazoa; Mollusca; Bivalvia; Ostreida; Ostreidae. The annotation marks the transcript as partial. The transcript is spliced from 3 exons. The record is from RefSeq and is a predicted model, not a curated record.
AAAAAUAAUCUAAAGUUUUGUUGAUGAAGGUUAAAUGUUUUUUUUCGUUUCGUUAUAAUAAGGAUUAUCCAGAAUGCAAUAUUCCUUUGUUUACUUCCGGUAAUGAAACCUAAAACCAAACACAAAGGAAAAUGGCAGCAAAGCAGAUACAUGAUCCAGAAAAAGACGAAAACAUUUGUAAUAUUGAAGGUGAAGAUGAUAAUAGUUGCAUUGUUGAAGAUGGUGCUUUCAUGGAAACCCAAUGUGAGGAACAAAUGGAGUUUCAUUUUGAUCAGGACUUGGGAAAGGAAAUUGAAAGAGAAGAGAGCUCUCAACCAAAAAAGCAACGGAAGAUUGACAAUAUGGGAAGAGUCAGACCUAGUACAUACUCCAAAACUAGUCCCAAAAAAGUACCUCAGAACACCCAAGCUACUGGAGCAGAUUUUACUGGAGACAAUUGUCAACCAAACAUCGAAGUUUCAGAUCAAGAUGAUUCUUCAAAUUCAACCAACCAAAAAUCAUUUCAUGACAUUAUAAGUGAAAUAAUGGAGAACCAAAUAUCUACAGAAAAUGAUGUAGAAGAUGAUUUUUCUUUUGAGGAUUUGAUUCCUGAUGAUGAAAAUGAAACAAUUGCAGAAAAUGAAGAUGACCUGUUAUUUACGGAACAAGAAGAUAUGGAGAGUUACACAAGUAACUUGAUUCAGAAUGAGGCUACCAUUUAUCCUGGACACUCAAUGAGUAUACACCACAGCAUGGUUUUGAUUCUUUUAUAUGCUAUUUGUCACUCUAUAAGUGGGGCUCAGUUAGCAGACACUCUAACACUCAUCAGUCUUCAUUGUCUACACACACAUCCAGGAUUGAAAAGCAUAUACAUGUUUAAAAGCUACUUUGCCGACAUGCAGUCUCCAUUGAAAAAGCAUUAUUUUUGCAAAAAAUGUAUGACAAAUAUUAAAGAAGAUGACAAAGUCUGCCCAUCCGAAAACUGUGGAAGGACGUUCAGUGGUGCCAAAAACAAGGACUAUUUUAUAGAAAUACCCUUGGAAGAACAGCUGAAGAAAAUUAUGCAAAGACCCGGGAUACUGAAAGCUAUUCAGUCUAGAUUUUCUAGGAAGAAAAAACAGGUAGAUGGUAUUGAAGAUAUCUAUGAUGGCAAAAUGUACAGGAAAUUAUUUGAAUCGGGAGGUCCACUGUCCCCAGAAAAUCCAUAUAAUAUUUCCUUUUCUUGGAACACAGAUGGAAUUCCAGUUUUCAAGAGUUCAAAGUUUUCUUUGUGGCCAUUUUACUUAAUUAUAAAUGAACUCCCGUACAGACAAAGAAUGAAGAAAGAAAACAUGAUCCUGUGUGGACUUUGGUUUGGAGAAUCAAAACCUUUUAUGAGCCUUUUUACAAAGCCACUAAUGAAGUCACUCAAAAUGCUUGAAACAAAUGGAAUUGAAUAUGAAGUAGAUAAUGAACAAAUCUUGACUAAAGCAUUCCUAAUUUGUGGAACUGCAGAUCUUCCAGCCAAGAGUCUGGUAUUGAAUUGCAACCAGUUUAAUGGACAGUUUAGCUGCCUAAAAUGUCUACAUCCAGGAGAAACAUACAAGACUCAAAAAGGAGGAAGCGUUCAUACAUUUUCAUAUAAUGCCUCUUUACCAAUGCAUGAAUCGAGAACCUCUGAAAACUGCCUUCGUGAUGCUAUUCUAGCAACCGAAAACCGGAAAACAAUAAAUGGAAUUAAAGGUCCAUCAUUUCUAAUGACUCUAAUGUCAUAUGACUUUGUAAACUCGACAUCUAUUGACUACAUGCAUGGUGUACUUCUUGGCAUUACAAAACUGCUUACAAAAUUAUGGAUCAGUACUACUCACA